UACACGGCCACCCCAGGACCAUGAGGGAGAAGUUGGAUAGCAAGUUGAGCCAAAGCGGCCAGUAUAACCAGAAUCAAGGCGAGGGAAUAUAGGAAUCCCCCUUUCAGAACCGGUGGCUUGUAGUUUUCAGGCUCUUCCACACUUUCCUCUUCGAUCUUCCCUCCCGACCCAUAAUAGCCAUUGGCAUCCCAACGAUCGUCUAUAUGCAGUCCCCUAGUAGGUAAGUCCCCGGACGAGUCAAUGAUAACAUGCCCAACCUGUGCGUUCACCUCCUGGCCAGCCAUAGUACUUGGUGUCGGCGAGCGCCUUUGCGCGCCGGGGCGGUAAUGGCCACCUGGAAGUGCUACGCCUUCGCGAGACGGAACCGGUACGUCCAAAUGGUCGCCGUCGCCGAGGAGUGCGGCCUCCAGAGGAGUCGGCAGCAUGUGCGCGCCCGCGUGAACUCGGGGACGGUGCAUGGCGCUUUGUCGAAGGACUUUUUGUACCUGGCUGCGGAAUUGGUCCUUCGCAGUCCAUCUCGGCUGUCCCGGCUCGCCGCGAUCGGAAUCCCCCGCGGCAUCAUCGACCUGCGCAAGGGGAACGAAGCCGCCGUCGCUAACACGGCCCCGUUCGGCGGGCGCUCGGUGCACUGUGGGAGACAGAGGAUCGCGAGUCCGCGUAUUCUACGCGUACGCUUCCGUAUCUGGCAAUGUAGGCCUGUGCCUGUAGAGCUUCCCACGCGACACCUCCCGAUACGACAUAAGAUGCGCGAUCGAGACACGGGCAGGCGCAUGUGUCUUUAUAAACGGAUGCGGCAGACACGACAGUAUCCGGAUUGCAAUCAGUCGCUCCCGUCUGGAGGAUCUCAGACAACCCCUCAUCCCAGAGACGGUGUGGGUAGAUUCGAAAAUAAGGUAACCACACGACCAUCUCGGUACUACCACCCGACCUGGACGGGUAACUCAGGUACUCGCCUACCAUGCCGGCUACCAGAGUGGCAACUAUAUGCGGCGGCAUAUAUGCGACGAGGAAAGGUACGAGCCUUCAUUCUGGGAGAGUAGAUGUGUUCAUGGUAUGGGAUCUCGGGGUAGCAUUGGUCGAAUGGGUGGCAGUCAGCAUGCAGGCUAACCAGCAGAGCCGACGGUUGGGUAGUAAUAUAGUUGUAUAGCCUGCCUUCGUUUGGUCCCAACAUGCAUAUCAACUGGCAAUGCCCUCUCUCUUUUUCUCUCC
Messenger RNA from Durotheca rogersii, 1209 nucleotides. RefSeq lists its product as uncharacterized. The record is from RefSeq and is a predicted model, not a curated record. The coding region runs from base 249 to 1040 and encodes 263 amino acids. Lineage: Eukaryota; Fungi; Ascomycota; Sordariomycetes; Xylariales; Xylariaceae. The transcript has a single exon.